This is a messenger RNA of Phytomonas sp. EM1, 3369 nucleotides long. The record is from the annotation of a GenBank genome assembly. NCBI's taxonomy places the organism in Eukaryota, Euglenozoa, Kinetoplastea, Trypanosomatida, Trypanosomatidae.
AUGCCGAGUUCAAAAGAGGAAGCUCAACAAUCAAAGCCUCCUAUCUCCGCUCGAACGAUAUCUAACAGGAAUGGCGGGGCUUCGUACAGCUCUCUCCAUUCUUUCAAUCGUCUCACAUCGGAUCGCCAUAUUCAGAGCACUGACUCAAUGAUCCCAUCUCCGCAUGAUUCAUCAACUGGCGCUGAUAUCUCUACCAGUGCCCAUGCGAAUAUCAACAGCUCUUCAUUUCACCGUAACUCAGAAUACUCUUCGUUGCUUCAGACACAGGGAAAUGCUAUGAGGGUGUAUGUUCGUGUGCGGCCCUAUAGCAAGCGCGAGAUCGCCCAGAAGAACAUGUCGCACCACAGUACUGUACGUAUCGAUUUGGAUAAUCCCUGCAUGAUCACGCUGUUUGAUCCAAGCCGCGACUUUCGCCCUGUUACGACAUAUAGCUUUACGCGAUGUUUUUGGUCUGUCUUCGAACACAGCACCGAUGGCGGCACAAGGACAAAUCUCGACGUGAGUGACUUGUGCGAGACUGUUGGUACGUAUCUAAAUGGCGCUCCGGGCGUACCCCGACGUCUUCACAGGUCUGGUUCACUUUCGGGGCGAGAAAAACUUGCCUCACCGUGCAGCUCUCGCGGAGGUGGACUACAGGAGAGAACGUUCAAUGAAAUCAAUAAAUUAGUGUAUGGGAGCUCUGGAUCCAACGCCGUCAUAGUUGACAGCAACGUCGGCCACCCGCCAUAUGCAAGCCAAGCCGAGGUGUAUCGGUAUGUUGGCCGCCCCAUCCUUGAGAACGCUCUCGAUGGGUAUAACGGAUGCAUCUUUGCAUACGGUCAGACGGGUAGCGGGAAGACCUUCACAAUGCUCGGCUACACGUCUGAUGCUCACUGCCAAGCGAAAAUAAGAGACCAAAGUAAUAGAAGCACCGAUGUUAGCAACAUGAGUGGGAGGAGUCGUAUGGAGCUUUCCACUGGAUGUGAUAGCGUUGGCAGCGGUUCUCAGUCCAAUUCCAACAAGCCACCCCUGAAAUUUGUGGAGGCCAGGAGCGUGGUUAACAAGUCUGGAAUUGAUCCGAGUGAACUUCGAGGAAUCAUACCCCGUAUCUGUGCAGAUCUCUUUGAAACCUUACGUCUCACGCGGGAGAAGGACCCGUCAUGCUCUUAUCGUGUUGAAGUGUCCUAUUUUGAGAUCUACCAAGAUAAAUUCUAUGAUCUCAUACGUCCGCAAAAAAGCACCGACCUAAAAAUUCGUCAUAACCCGACCUCCGGGCCUUAUGUGGACGGCCUUUGCUACAAGCUUGUGACGAACCAAGAGGAUGUUGCGGCAGCGGUUCAGAAGGGCAUCCAAGAGCGCCACACCGCGGCGACUAAGUUUAAUGAUCACAGCAGCCGCGGCCACGCGAUCCUGAGCCUCAACAUUGUGCAGCUCUUCCUUGACGGCGGCGGCACCCCAAGCAAAACGCAGGGCAAGCUGAACCUUGUGGAUCUGGCAGGCUCGGAGCGCGCCGGGCAGGCAGGUGUGGAUCGCCCCGAGUACGACGAAGGCGUCAAAAUCAACCAGUCGCUGACGGUAUUAGGACGCGUCAUCGAUUGUUUAGCGGAUCUCUCGCAGAACAAAUCCCUUGCCGUACCUGUACCCUACCGCGAUUCCAAGCUCACUCUUGUGCUGAUGGACUCGAUCGGUGGCAACAGCCAAACCUCGAUGGUGGCUACAAUCUCGCCACACACGAUGAACUACGAGGAGAUGAAGCAGACUCUGCGUUACGCCUCGCGCGCAAAACAGAUCGUCAACCGCGCCGUCCGAAACGAGGACCCGCAAGUUGUUCUGAUCCGCGAGCUUCGCAGUGAGGUGGAGCGGCUACAGAGGAUGUUGAGGGAGGUCGGAGGCUGCGGCUACACGCGUGAAUACGUCCUUGACCUUGAACAACAGGUGACAAGGCUCACAAAGAAGAACUCAGACCAGGAAUUGAUGCUGGCUACGAUGCGUGCAGAGCUUGAACGUAAGGGACUUGUGGACCCGACGUGUGCGGAGAGCUGUGCAGUUCAGACUCCCUCCAGUACCAAAAGCUUGGCUGCUGAGAGAACGGGGGAGAUGAUAUCACAGAAGUUUGUUCCCACAAAAAAGGGGGCUGCUAUCAGGCGGGCAAGCACUGAGCAGGAGGACAAGGUGAGCGAUGUAUACCUCACCACAUGCGGUAAGCAAAUCGUGAAACAAGAAAGAGAAAUUGCCCAUUAUCGAGCAGCAGACGCGAUGCAUCGUGACACAAUUUAUGCACUGCUCGAGGCCACUAUGCUAAACUUGAACAUGGUUUUGAAUUACACCAAAAAGAAAGAAGCAAUUGUUCUUAACACCUUCUGGAACGUGCUACUUCGAGCGUACUCAGAGGUGCGUGAAAUUGUAAAGCAUAUGAAGUCUGCGCAUGAAUAUGAGAUGAACGCUUGUAAGGGAAACUUUGAAGGGCAGCUGGAAAUUCAGGCGCAAAGGUUCCAAAGGAAGCUACGUGAAACCGUUGAGGAAAGCGCACAUCAACAACGGCAGCUAGUAGAUAAGCACAAGAAGACCCUCACUCAGAUGGAAGAGCACAUGCAACGCAACCGCGCGAUCUACGAAGAAAGUCGUAAGCGGAUGGAGGACGAGAAGGAAGAGCUCCGCAAACAGAGUAGCGCACAGCUCGCAAAGGAGCGAGAGUUGUACCAACAGGAGAUCAAACGCCUCCGGGCGAGCUUCGGCGACACUGUGCAGGAUUCACAGCGAUCCACAAAGGAGCUGCAGCAGGCGCGCGAAGCACAGGCCCGUGAGUUGGACCGCCUCCGGGAAGAAAUCGAGCAUCUAAAGCGCACGAAGGAGGUGGACCUCUCGCGUGUUAAGUAUCAGCUUGAGAAUGAGCAAUCGCGCCGUCAGUCGGAGCUUAUUGAUAAAGAUCGUCAGCGUCACAAGCUCGAGCUCGAGAUGGCCGAUCUGCGUCGACAAUUCACAACGCUUGAGUUAGAGAAAGCAAAGAAGCAGCUUGAAUAUGAGGAACACCUGGCUCUUGUUCUGCAGCGGCAAGACGACAUCAUCAACACCAGCAGUUCUGUCCUUAAGGAUUGGGAAAGCAAGUCCACGAGCAUGGAGGCGGACCUAUGCCGGCUACGUGAACUUGUACAUGACCAAGACUACAUGAACCUUCGGCAACGGAUGCGCGAUUCGGCCUUUCGGCAGCGCAUGAAUUAUGACCAAGCACUGCAAGAUGUAGAGGAAAAACAGAGACGUGAUACACAAAAGUUUUUGGAAAUCCUAACCAAAGCUAAAAAGGUUCAGGAGGAGCACGACGAAAGUCUGCAGCGCUAUCAGGAAGAGAUGCAGCAGUGGCUUCAUCUUAAAAGCUCCGAUAAAGAACUCUAG